GUUUUUGAAGAACUUUCUUGUAUUUUCAUCCUGGCAGCACUUGGAGGAAUGCUAACUACCUGUGUGGAAGAUUGUAUUUCACUGAGGUCACGCACCGGAGCUCUUCAUCACACCUGCAAGUGGAUACAUCAGACCAUCGCCCUGCACAACCAUAUGAUCAGCCUUGCCUCAAUUGCUAGUCAGCUUCAGUAAAACAUUUUUGCUUCUAAAGACUAUUAUUAUUCUAGGACAUAAAGUGACAAUAAUAGUUGCUCCUCGAAGAAGCUGCAUUAAGACGAACUCAUUAAAAACAAUUUUAGAGAAAAUAUUUUCAAGUCAACACUUGGACUCGUGCAGAUAUUCUACUUAUUCUAAAUUAAAGUUUAGCAUAACGAGCUCAAAAACUAUUACUUUAUUGACUAUAGACACAAAGGUGCUCCUCUUAAAACUUUAGAAAUAGUAUAGGUUAUUAUUUUUCUUUGUAACUGUUGGUUCGAAUAUUAAGAAAAUGGUUCAAAUACUUUUCCACCCUCUAAAACUAAGCACUAGAAUCCUCUCCAGGAAUAAUUCAAAAACUUUACUCCUCUCACAAGAAUGUACAUCCGCUAGAUUAGUCUCUAAUAUGCCCGUAGCAAGUAGCAAGGUGCGAGAAGUUGAGAAUGACGAGAAUAAAAUUGUGAAAUCUGUCUAUAUAUCCCAAUCAAAAGAUAUUUUCACAAAUCUUGCUCUUGAAGAUUGGAUGUAUAAGAAUUUUGAUUUUUCAAAGCAACACAUUCUUCUAUUGUGGAAAAAUGACCCGUGCGUUGUCAUUGGAAGAAAUCAAAACCCAUGGCUUGAAGCGAAUCUUGAUGCGUUGUCAAGAGAUGGAGUUGAGGUGGCAAGAAGGAGCAGUGGCGGUGGUACAGUCUACCAUGACAAUGGAAAUCUUAAUUUAACAUUUUUUACUCCUCGCGAGCACUACAACAGAAGAAGGAAUCUGGAUCUCGUCUCCAACGCCUUGAAGAGAGAGUGGGCAAUAAAUGCUGAGAUCAAUCAACGGGAGGACAUGGUCGUUGAUGGAGUUUACAAGAUCUCUGGAACUGCAUCGAAACUGGGCCGUCCAAAUGCUUAUCACCAUUGCACUCUUCUUGUGGACGUCAAUCAAUCCAACCUGAGGGAAGCUCUGCGCAACAAAGAUGAUGAAAUCAAAACAAACGCAACGAAAAGCAUUCCAUCGCCGAC
Nilaparvata lugens (brown planthopper) is the source of this 1200-nucleotide messenger RNA. RefSeq lists its product as uncharacterized. The transcript has 3 exons. Bases 49 to 192 code for a protein of 47 amino acids. The record is from RefSeq and is a predicted model, not a curated record. Lineage: Eukaryota; Metazoa; Arthropoda; Insecta; Hemiptera; Delphacidae.